Dacryopinax primogenitus is the source of this 219-nucleotide messenger RNA. RefSeq lists its product as uncharacterized. The record is from RefSeq and is a predicted model, not a curated record. The transcript is spliced from 2 exons. Bases 1 to 219 code for a protein of 72 amino acids. NCBI's taxonomy places the organism in Eukaryota, Fungi, Basidiomycota, Dacrymycetes, Dacrymycetales, Dacrymycetaceae.
AUGAGUGACACUGAUGUGGACUCCCCCAUCUGGUAUACCCUCUGGUUUGAUACUGCUAGAGCACCACCACCUGAAAGGUUCAUCAACCCCGACAUAUGUCAUGGGAUCAACAUGACGCUGCAGCACAAUCAAUGUGAGGAAGAGGAGGCAUGGCUGGCGGCUGAGACUGCCACAGCAGCUGUGUGGAUUCAAAGAGUGGUUGAGUGUGCACCUUUAUGA